AUAUUUGAAAUUCUUGCGUACUCUACAACAACCGUAUUAACAUAUAUAUAGUCGUGAACUUACAAAGUUAAAUAUUUAUUAUAAAAAGGGCUUAAUAUUUAUCAUUCUUAGCUUCAAAUUAUAUAUCUGGCAAUUUGGUGUAUUAGUAUUCUUAAACUGGCUCUCUAUAUAUAUCCUAUUUGAAAGUAUUAUUAUUUACAUUCUUACUUGUUUUCUUCUUCGUAACCCUCUCUGUCUUCUUGCUCUCAAAAAUUUUACUUGAUUUAGUAGAGAACUGUGAGACAAAUUAAAGAGUGUUUCUUUAUAUAUCUGUGUCCAACUGUUUUGUAUUCUUACUUCGAAACUCUCUCUUCCUCGUUCUGUGUCUCUUGUCCAUCUCACUAAACCAACAUGAUGAUACCAGAUGAUCAUCAUCACCUCUCAUUCCCCAGUUAUGUUCUUCACCAAGAACAGAUCACCCCAAAUCUUAACCCUAACCCUAAUCCUACCUCCUCAAACUCAAACAAAAGGAAAAGAAAUCUCCCGGGAAAUCCAGAUCCAGAUGCAGAAGUCAUCGCUCUAUCGCCAAACUCGCUCAUGGCUACGAACCGAUUCAUAUGCGAGGUCUGCAACAAAGGGUUUAAGAGAGACCAAAACCUUCAGCUUCACCGGAGAGGUCAUAAUCUUCCAUGGAAGCUAAAGCAAAGGACAAACAAGGAGCAAGUGAAAAAGAAAGUGUACAUCUGUCCCGAGAAGGCAUGCGUACACCACGACCCGGCUCGAGCCCUCGGGGACUUGACUGGAAUCAAGAAGCAUUUCAGCAGGAAACAUGGAGAAAAGAAGUGGAAAUGCGACAAAUGUUCCAAAAAAUAUGCUGUCAUGUCCGAUUGGAAAGCUCAUAGCAAGAUUUGUGGUACCAGAGAGUACAGAUGUGACUGCGGUACCCUCUUUUCCAGGAAAGAUAGUUUCAUCACACAUAGAGCAUUUUGUGACGCUUUAGCUGAAGAGAGUUCUAGAUUCGCCUCAGUUCCACCAGCCGCAACGGCAGCUCCAUUUUUGAACAAUUCCCCGGAUGCAGAAGUCAACCAUGGAAACGUCAAACUAAAUCAUCAGCAACCCGGUAUCAAUAUUAAUCGCCACAACAUUAAUGGCUUCAUGGGACAAGCCUUCGCCAAUCAGGUUUCCUUACCAGCCAACGUUUUUGCCUCCUCAUCAUUGCCAUCACCUCAUAGUGAAUCCGAUUCGCUUCAAAAUCUAUGGCAUUUACAAGGACAAUCAUCUCAUCAGUGGCUUCUCAACGAAAACAACAACAGAAACAUUCUACAAAGGGGAAUCUCCAAUAAUCAAGAAGAUCAGGACACUAAGAAGGGAAUUAUUACUAGUGAUUAUUUGUUCUCUUCGGACUCAAGCACCAAUUAUGAUCAAAGCGGUGGACAAGUAAUACCAUCCAUGUCAGCCACGGCACUACUACAGAAGGCCGCUCAAAUGGGAUCAAAGAGAUCAGAAUCAAGCUCCAACAAUAGCACGGCUGUUGGUCUAAUGACUUCCUCCAUCUUCAACAACAAACAUACAGAGAAUGAUAUCAAAACUAAGGAAGUUGAUGAAAGAGGCUUCACAAGAGACUUUCUUGGUGUGGGAAGUCAAAACCGUCCUUGGCCAUUAUUGAUGGUCAACCAUAGUCUUCCCAACAUGACUCAGCCGGCCACAACCGACGUUAUACCAACUACCGGUACAGCAACGGCCGGUACAGCAACGGCAGAAAUGAAUCACAAAACACAAACUAUGUAAUCCAAAUGACGAAUGGACAAUCAAAUACAGCAGUACAAAGCGAAGAAAAUAAUGAAAGAUUACAAUCUGAUUAUCUGAAUCGGAGCGAAUCCCUGGGUCAACUCGGUGCUGCAGACUGGGUCCUCUAACUUGACGAAGAUGGCUAUUUGGGUCCACUCCCUGCAUGCAUGCACAACAAACCAUACGCUAUGUCUUUUCGUAUUCUUCUUUUUUCUUUUUCUUGUAAUUAUUUAUGAUUUUAAUAGUGAAAGACUAAAACAAACGAGGACAAGUGUGUAUGUCGGUUAUGGAAAGACUUCAGGUAGGGUUUUUAUUUUUUGAAAAAACUUUAGGUAA
Brassica napus (rape) is the source of this 2103-nucleotide messenger RNA. RefSeq names its product zinc finger protein BALDIBIS. Lineage: Eukaryota; Viridiplantae; Streptophyta; Magnoliopsida; Brassicales; Brassicaceae. The coding region runs from base 391 to 1767 and encodes 458 amino acids. The transcript has 4 exons. The record is from RefSeq and is a predicted model, not a curated record. Gene Ontology annotation, molecular function: DNA-binding transcription factor activity. Gene Ontology annotation, cellular component: nucleus.